AUGGGUCAAUAUAAUCAGUUUGUGGAUGACACAGUCGAAGAUAUAAUCCACAGUAUCGAUUAUUUAAUAUCAAAAACUGGACUCGGAACUUCAUACUAUAGAUGCUCGAGUACAGGAGAAUGUCGAGAGUGUCAACGUCCAGGUCCUAAGCAUUGGUGUAUACCUUAUCAGACGCGUCGAUUCCAACGUAAAUUUAAAAAAUGGACGAGUGGAAGUGAAGAACUUGACGAAUUUAUUAGACAAACACAACUUGCUUCUACAAGUCGUACCAAGGUUGCUCUUAAAUGUCUGGAUAAUUCACAGAAGAUUACCAAUAAAUUCCUUGAAGAGAUUAAGACGCAUCAUCGUGCUAUUAUUGGUGAUCAUAUGCCUCGUUGCUAUGGAAUUACACGAGGUCCAAAUGACGAGUAUAUGAUUGUGAUGCAAUACGCGAAUGAAGGCAGUAUAAGAAGUUACUUUAACAAGAGUUUUAUCGAAAUUGGAUGGCGAGAUAAGCUUCAAAUGUUAAAGGAAACUAUCGAAGGAUUGCGUUUAAUUCACAACACGGGUUUUCUUCAUCGAGAUCUUCACACCGGAAAUCUCUUGAGAAACGUUGACGAGAUAGGGUGUCAAUCCAUUUUUAUCGCUGAUCUUGGUCUAACAACACCAUUGGAUGACAAGCGAGCCUCGACCAUCGUAGAUGAAAAACCACAAAAUUCCUCGUCAUAUGAGCCAACAAAUUACGAAUUUAUAGAAUUUGAGGAAGCUGAAGUUGUUGAUUCUGGUCAAUUAGAUCUUUUUAUUCCAAAGACAGCACGUCCACGAGACGACUUGCCAAAAAUACCAGAAUUAAGAGUAGACUCUCUGCUAUUUCCAUUAGAUUCUUAA
This is a messenger RNA of Ambispora leptoticha, 867 nucleotides long. NCBI's taxonomy places the organism in Eukaryota, Fungi, Glomeromycota, Glomeromycetes, Archaeosporales, Ambisporaceae. The record is from the annotation of a GenBank genome assembly.